This is a messenger RNA of Aureococcus anophagefferens, 357 nucleotides long. RefSeq lists its product as hypothetical. The annotation marks the transcript as partial. The record is from RefSeq and is a predicted model, not a curated record. Gene Ontology annotation, cellular component: mitochondrial inner membrane. Lineage: Eukaryota; Pelagophyceae; Pelagomonadales; Pelagomonadaceae. The transcript has a single exon. Gene Ontology annotation, biological process: electron transport chain. Gene Ontology annotation, molecular function: electron-transferring-flavoprotein dehydrogenase activity; iron-sulfur cluster binding.
AAGCCCAUCGACUACCCGAAGCCCGACGGCAAGCUGAGCUUCCCGCUCCUCGACAACCUGGCGCGCGCCGUUGUCGACCACGCGGACCAGCCGAGCCACCUCCGCGUCAAGCCCGAGCUCGCGUCCGAGGUCCUCGGCAAGGCCGCGCGGUCGUUGAAGGAGCACGGCGCGCCCGAGGCCAACUUCUGCCCCGCGGGCGUCUACGAGUACGCCGACGACGCCGACGGCGACCCGGAGCUCGUCAUCAACGCCCAGAACUGCGUCCACUGCAAGUGCUGCUCCAUCAAGAUGCCCUUCGAGUACGUCCAGUGGACCGUGCCCGAGGGCGGCGGCGGGCCCAACUACCAGAUCACCUAG